Molecule: messenger RNA, 1020 nt
Organism: Prunus armeniaca (apricot)
Lineage: Eukaryota; Viridiplantae; Streptophyta; Magnoliopsida; Rosales; Rosaceae
Source: the annotation of a GenBank genome assembly
AUGCAUGAUGGGUAUUUAUUUAAAGGCAAUUUGUUGUGUAUUCCCAAGGGAUCAUUACGUGAACAAAUCAUUAGGGAGCUUCAUGGUAAUGGAUUAGGAGGACAUUUUAGAAGGGAUAAAACAUUGGCUAUGGUGACUGAUCGUUAUUAUUGGCCUGGAAUGUAUAAGGAUGUUGAUAGAUUGGUCCGUAAGUGUCAAAUUUGUCAGUUUGGCAAAAGAAGUUCACAAAAUACAGGUUUAUACACGCCCUUACCAGUUGCAGAAGCCCCUUGCGUUCAUAUUAGUAUGGAAUUUGUGUUAGGACUUCCAAAAACAGCAAGAGGAUAUGAUAGUCUUUUUGUCGUGGUAGAUCACUUUUCCAAGUUGGCACAUUUCAUUCCAUGUGCUAGAACAGCAGAUGCCACACAUAUAGCUAAUUUAUUCUUCAAAGAAGUGGUGAGACUACAUGGUGUGCCAACAUCUAUUGUUUCGAAUAUGGAUGUCAAGUUUACUGGGCAUUUUUGGAGGACUCUUUGGAGGAAGUUUGGAACUGAUCUAAAGUAUUCUAGCACUUGUUAUCCGCAAACAGAUGGUCAAAAAAAAUUAGUAAAUAGAAGUCUGGGUAAUAUGCUAAGGUGCCUUGUUGGAAGCAAUGUCAAGACAUGGGAUUUGAUUAUUCCACAAGCUGAAUUUGCAUACAACAAUUCCGUGAAUCGAUCAACAAAGAAGACGUCAUUUGAAGCUGCUUAUGGACUUAAACCUCAACAUGUUCUUUACUUGGUUCCACUUCCCCAAGGGAUGAGGGUGAGUAAUGAAGGAGAAGGUUUUGCAAAUCACAUGAAAAGAGUGCAUGAAGAAGUAAAAGCAGCUAUAAAGGUUAGUAAUGAGUCGUAUGCAGCCGCUGCAAAUCAACACCGGAGAAUCAAAGAUUUCGAAGAAGGUGAUAUGGUUUGGGUGCAUUUGAGACGAGAUAGAUUUCCUAAAGGCACAUACUGUUUAUACCAAAAUGAACAGCCAAUGAAUAUCAGACACGUGGACUAA